Molecule: messenger RNA, 1896 nt
Organism: Phacochoerus africanus (Common warthog)
Lineage: Eukaryota; Metazoa; Chordata; Mammalia; Artiodactyla; Suidae
Gene: STPG2
Product: sperm tail PG-rich repeat containing 2
Exons: 12
Coding region: 316-1896 (526 amino acids)
Source: RefSeq, a predicted model, not a curated record
GCACAGGGGCGGGCGUUUCCUCAUUAAGCUCGUCCCUUAAGAUGAGCGCUUUGGCUCGCGGUUGGUGAACGGAUGGUUGUGCGGGACGGCUCAUCUCACUCCUAAACAAUUUUCUGCAGGGCUAGAAAUCAACCUGGGGUAAAUCUGACGUUAACGAGCAAGUGGGGCGAUUGUCUCUAAGGUAGCUGCUCCAUUUAACGCAAGUUCUUCCUGGGCCUCCAGAGAUGGUUGACGGCUUCCUUUGGCUCCACGUCUCUGCUAGCCGUCUAGUUUUUACCAUUGCGGCCGCGCCCCGUUCCCCACCCCCAUGCCAUUAUGUACGAUCGGGCUCCUCGCUUGCUUAGAUUGGCUGAAGGUGGCAGCACUGAGGAUCAUGUGGGUCCUGGAUCCUACCAGGUACCUUUCCUGAAGCAGCAGGCAACAGGUGGAUACGCACCAUUCCUUUCUUUGGCUGCCAGAGAAAGUACUUUGACUGUUGCCUCUAACACUGAGAAAGCCGUUCCAGGUCCCGGACACUAUAAUGUUUCAGAAGUACAGUAUAAUAUAAAAGGAGGCCAGAGUCUGCAAAACCGGGAAGAACGUUUUAAGAAGUUUAUUUCAGAUGGUCCAGGACCAGGAAGCUAUGCUCAGUCUUACCCUGGAACAUUACAUGUCACGAACAGGAAAAUACUAGCGGCUCAAGAGCAUCCUCAGUCAAAAAUUUCAAGGGCACUUACAGUUUCCAGAAGUGUUUAUGUUCCUUCAAUUCCUUCUUGUGGACAGUCAUAUGGUUAUCAUAUUAAUGAGGAUGACAGUAUCAUAAAACACUUUCCACCAGCUAGUGAUGGCACACUGGGUCCAGCAUACUAUAAACCUCAAUUUGAUUUUUCAAAUGUAACUUUGAAAUACAAGGGGAUACAUUUUGGCAACUCUUUGGGAAGACUAGAGUUACCUAUAAAGUUAGGGCCUGGUCCUGGACAGUAUGAUAUAAUCCAGAAAAAGACAACACAUUAUGAAAACAUUAACAUCAAGAAAGAUCAACAGCCAAAUUAUUACUCAAAUCUCCCACGAUUUUAUGAAGUAAUAAUAUUGCAGGAGGAAAAAAAGGGAGUACCAGGUCCUGGAAAAUAUGACAUUAAAAGUCAAUUUCAGAAGACUGAAAGUGUGACAUCAAAUCUAAAUGAUACAUCACCUGCUUUUCUUUCUCAAUCCCAGAGGUUUGUACCUGUGAAAUCAAUCACCCCAGCUCCUGGCACAUAUACUGAAUCUCGAACUGCUUUCAAGCCCUUGAAGAAAACAAUAGGACUGAAAAAUACUCCAUUUGGUCAAAGUGCUGCUCGAUUCACACAAGACUCUAAGACAGAGAAAACGCCAGGUCCUGGGUUUUAUAACAUCCUAAACAAUACUUUAAUUGACAACUUGAGAAAUACUUGCUUGAAGAAACAAAAGAAAAGUGCAUUUGGUUCUUCCGUUCCUCGGACUCUCUUCCUAGUUCAGAAAAAAAUGUUUACUACUCCUGGGCCUGCUGAUUAUAAGGUCGGUGGGAUUUCUCAUGAACUACCUAACUUGACUAACCGCUACGCUGCUUUCUUGUCAAGAACAGAAAGAACUACUAAACUCUCAGACACGGGUGUUCCAGCUCCAGGAGCCUAUGAUGUACAAAAAUCAUAUGCGAUGUCCCAAGUUCAACAUAAAUACAUGCCACCUCGCAGCUUUGUAGCUAAGAUAAAACACGCCUCUUUUCUUAGCACAACUCCUCGGUGCCUGGACAAAAUGAUUGAUGGACCUGGGCCUGCAACGUAUAAUCCUGUUUUACAGAAACCUUGCUCCAUACCCAUAUUUAUUACAGCAUCACAGCGUUUUAAAGAUCCCAAAGAGAUUACUCCUGGUCCAGCGACAUAUGAGGUUUGUCAAUGA